AUGGCGCCGUCCGCAGCAACAAGAGUUAACUCCCCGUCAACUCCAGCACCAGCACCAGCUCAGCCCUCACUACCGCAGAGCAAGCAAGAGUCCAACAGGGAAGAGAAGGAUUUGCUACAAGUGCUGCUCAAACAGAUGGAGCAGUUGAUGUUCAUGUUGCAGCAACAGAUGAUGUUCAUGUUGCAGCAACAGAUGAUGUUCAUGAUGCAGCAACAGAUGACGUUCAUGAUGCAGCAACAGAUGAUGUUCAUGAUGCAGCAACAGAUGACGUUCAUGAUGCAGCAACAGAUGACGUUCAUGAUGCAGCAACAGAUGACGUUCAUGAUGCAGCAACAGAUGACGUUCAUGAUGCAGCAACAGAUGACGUUCAUGAUGCAGCAACAGAUGAUUUAG
Molecule: messenger RNA, 393 nt
Organism: Penaeus monodon (black tiger shrimp)
Lineage: Eukaryota; Metazoa; Arthropoda; Malacostraca; Decapoda; Penaeidae
Product: zinc finger protein 853-like
Exons: 1
Coding region: 1-393 (130 amino acids)
Source: RefSeq, a predicted model, not a curated record